Molecule: messenger RNA, 832 nt
Organism: Acanthochromis polyacanthus (spiny chromis)
Lineage: Eukaryota; Metazoa; Chordata; Actinopteri; Pomacentridae
Gene: nppcl
Product: natriuretic peptide C-like
Exons: 3
Coding region: 243-635 (130 amino acids)
Biological process (GO): cGMP biosynthetic process; receptor guanylyl cyclase signaling pathway
Cellular component (GO): extracellular region
Molecular function (GO): hormone activity; hormone receptor binding
Source: RefSeq, a predicted model, not a curated record
CCGAUGCCCCAGAAAGCCGAGCGGCUGCCAAGAGGGGAGGAGGGAACCGGCUUCAUCCUCCAAUUCCAUCCCAGAGGAGGCGGAGCUUGUUCGGGGAGAGAUAGUGAUGCUCGGCCAGGUGCCAACAAGUGAGAAGUGAAGAGUCCGAGAGGAGAGAGACGAGCCGAAGAGACGAGACCGAGCAGAACGCCGACCGACAGAACCAGAACCAGAACCAGAACCUGCGCCUCCUCUCUGCUGCCAUGCUGCGUCCGGUGCUGCUCUCCGCCGCUCUGCUGCUCCUCACUCCUCUGGAGAUCUCCGACGCCCGAGCCCUGCAUCCUGCUCCUGAUGCUGCUCAGUUCCUGGAGCAGUUCCUGGAGCGCUACAACGAGCUGCUGACGCUGGACGACCUGGAGAACCUCCUGAACGGCCCGGCCGAGGAGCAGUCCACCUUCUCCUCCUCCGGAACCAAAGCCUCUGACCUCCCCAAGUGGGCCGACGUGCAGCCGGAGACGCCGUGGCUCCGCCUCCUGAAGGGGGCGCUGGCCAAUCAGAAGAGAGCGGAGCCGGACCGGUCGCGGAGGGGGUGGAACCGGGGCUGCUUCGGGCUGAAACUGGACCGGAUCGGGUCGAUGAGCGGACUGGGCUGUUAGUGGACAGGAAGUAGAGACUCUGUAGUUUGGUGUUGAACUGUUAGAACAUCUGUUAGAACCCACCAGAACCUCUGAGGUCCGCUUCAUCUCCGUCCAGCUUGUUCUCCGUGUUCUCUAGCCGUUGUGUUCUGUGGUUCCUCCUGCUGGUUCCUUUCAUGUUUCAUUAUGAUUUGCAUGAAUAAAUGGAUUUGACAUUU